This is a messenger RNA of Myodes glareolus (Bank vole), 1471 nucleotides long. RefSeq names its product ADP-ribosylserine hydrolase (gene Adprs). Gene Ontology annotation, cellular component: nucleus; mitochondrion. The record is from RefSeq and is a predicted model, not a curated record. NCBI's taxonomy places the organism in Eukaryota, Metazoa, Chordata, Mammalia, Rodentia, Cricetidae.
GGCCGGUGCGGCCCGCUCUCUCUCGCGCUUCCGAGGCUGCCUGGCGGGCGCGCUUCUGGGAGACUGCGUGGGCGCUGUUUACGAGGCCCACGAUACCGUCAGCCUGACGUCAGUCCUGCGUCACGUGCAGAGCCUGGAGCCGGACCCGGGCACGCCGGGCAGCGCGCGGACAGAAACCUUGUACUAUACAGAUGACACCGCCAUGGCCAGGGCCCUGGUGCAGUCCCUACUGGCCAAGGAGGCCUUCGACGAGGUGGACAUGGCUCACAGGUUUGCCCAAGAAUACAAGAAGGACCCUGACAGAGGGUAUGGGGCUGGAGUCAUCACUGUCUUCAAGAAGCUCCUGAACCCCAAGUGCCGUGAUGUCUAUGAGCCUGCCCGGGCCCAGUUCAAUGGAAAGGGCUCCUAUGGUAAUGGAGGUGCCAUGCGGGUGGCAGGCAUUCCACUGGCCUACAGCAGUAUCGAAGAUGUACAGAAGUUUGCCCGGCUCUCAGCCCAGCUGACCCAUGCCUCCUCCCUGGGUUACAACGGUGCCAUCCUGCAGGCCCUGGCUGUGCACCUAGCUCUGCAGGGUGUGACAUCCAGUGAGCACUUCCUCGAGCAGCUUCUGGGCCACAUGGAGGAGCUGGAAGGUGAUGCCCAGUCGGUCCUGGAUGCCAAGGAGUUGGGUAUGGAGGAGCGUCCUUACUCCAGCAGGCUGAAGAAGGUUGGAGAGUUGCUGGACCAGGACGUGGUGAGCCGAGAGGAAGUGGUGUCUGAGCUAGGGAAUGGCAUUGCUGCCUUUGAAUCUGUGCCCACCGCCAUCUACUGCUUCCUGCGCUGCAUGGAGCCUGAUCCUGAGAUCCCCUCCACCUUCAACAGCCUCCAGAGGACACUCAUCUACUCCAUCUCACUUGGUGGUGACACAGACACCAUAGCCACCAUGGCUGGGGCCAUUGCUGGAGCUUACUAUGGGAUGGAGCAGGUGCCAGAGAGCUGGCAGCAAAGCUGUGAAGGCUAUGAGGAGACAGACGUCCUGGCCCAGAGCCUGCAUCGGGUCUUCCAAGAGACUCUGUGAGGACCACAACCUCAGCGGCCUUGUCAGGCCCGUCAGGACCAAGGACAACUCAGGUUGCAACCAGAGUCCCCUUAAGCUGGCUCUGCUGACAGCGUUCCUAAAGGCAGACUGAGGGUGCGCUUGGGGCUGGAGUCUGUGGAACAGUGAGGAACUGGUGCCUUCUUGAAGCUGAAGGGGUAUUUGUGGCAUUCUUUUCCAUCUAGGACAUGGGACUUGAGAAGGUGGCCAUGACCUGCGGGUACAUCAUAUCUCCCUGUUGAGUUUUAACCACUGUGACAGGACAGAGCCAGCAGGUUAUGUGGCUCUUGAGACUGGUGUCUGCAUCCAGCCCAUCCAUUGCCAACCUGGCCUGGCCCCUCUCCUUGACAGCCUCUAGUGGGAUUCACAGCAAUAAACGGUUUUUUGUAAAUCUCA